Molecule: messenger RNA, 2730 nt
Organism: Purpureocillium lilacinum
Lineage: Eukaryota; Fungi; Ascomycota; Sordariomycetes; Hypocreales; Ophiocordycipitaceae
Source: RefSeq, a predicted model, not a curated record
AUGCCCUGCUUCAAGGGCAUUGCGGUGAGCAUCCAUGCAAAUGGUGCACCACUGCCCGAGUACGGCAUUCAGAGGCAAUCGAGGCUAUCUCGCAUCAGCAACUACAUCCCUGUGCCCCAGCCGAGCCUCAGCCCCGACUCGAACAAGCCCGAGCCCGCCAAGUUUGCUAUCUCUAUUACUCUUCUAACGCCAGGCUUGCCGAUCCCCUACUCCGCCCCGAAGCCAACCGACAACAACCCAUAUCCGAAGCCGCAGUUCGUUGGGAGCUUGAACCCCGGUUCGAAUACCGAACGGGGAAAAUUCUCGGGCAUCGUCAAUCCGUACAUCCCCAUGACAAACUCGGAAAACGAGACCAUUGCCGCCUACAUUUAUUUCGACGGUCGAGCCAAAGAAGAGGUGGCGACUCUUCUCCGCCCUGGUGAGGAAACGUGGGUCAACAGCCGAUGGGUUCAGGUUCCCGACUCUGAAGGCGGCGGUCUGGCUGAGCGCGAGUUCCUGUUUCGAGAAGUUGGCUUGGAGCGCUGGCUGAAUGGUCUCGACCUCAAAGGCCACGACGCGGCGGAGAAGCUCGAGAAACGCCGACAAAAGUUUGAGAGACGCCAGCGACGACAGAAUAUGACUCUGGACGGUGGCCAUGGAGCUGAUACAGAGCAGGGCUCCAACGGUCGUCGCGAUACACUACGUUACGGCGCUGACGAUGCGUCGCCCAUCGAGGCCGUGUUUGACUCAGACUCGUGGUCCGAUGACGACGACGAGCCUCCUGAGGCCACGGGGCAGAUUAAAGUCGCCAUGUUCCGAGUUCUGGCAUCCGGGGAGAUCAAGAAGGGAGAGUAUUCUCCACAAUUUGAUGCCCACGACGGUGAUGAAGAGGCUUCGAGCGGCGGAGACAAUGGCAUCAAUGCCGAUGUGGAGCACACCACCAGCUUCGCCAAACCCAAAACACUCGAUCCGAAGACUAUCAGCACUCAGACGGUAACGGGUAUUGACGGCCCGGACAAGCCGUAUGCCGUGUUUACGUUCUUCUAUCGCGGCGAGAAACAACUUCAGAAAAUUGGCGUCAUGCAGUCGAGUAAGCAAGCACAUACCACGCCCGGAUCUGCCAAAAGGCGCUCUGGACAGCUAGACUUUUCCACUCUCGGGCCGCUCAAGGCGGGUGGCACCGUUGGUUUCACCGCUUUCCGUGACCAGGAUGCCGAGACUGUGCGACGUAAGAAGGCUCGAAAGAAGAGCAACGGCAACAUCGCCGAUGACAGUGACGACGACGAUGACGACGAGGGUGAGAUCGUUGGAAAGAUGGAGGACAUUGACGAUCAGGACGAGAAUGGCAAGCCGGUCGUGGACGAUACGAAAUUCGGCGGCGAAUUAGCCGAUGGCGUCAACCGCAUUCGGCUCAAGCGCGCGCAUUCAACGGAGCCGGACAGCCGUUCGACCCCAGAGACCUCCCAGAGAGCCACAGCAGAAGAUUCGCCCGCGCCUCAGGGCGUGCCCACAGGCCAACCCACGCCGAGCAGUUACAGUGGUCAGGAUGUUCCGCCGGAGGCUAUCGUUGGGAGCCCACUGAAGAAAGCUCGACCCAGUAUCGACCAGAGUAGCGCCGUCGACAAAACUUCAACGCAGAGUCUCAGUGCGGCUCUGAAUACGGCCGUUUCAGAGCCGCGCGUCAAGUUCCAGUACUGCAAUCUGAUGUACACCACUCUGGGCCACGUCAUUGAGACCGUCACUGGCAAAACGCUCGGCCAGGCUUUGCGGGACGAGAUAUGGGGUCCGCUCGGCAUGAACUCGACGUACUUCUACCUCCACGAAGCGCAAGCGGCACCAGCGCAUUUUGCGUCCGGUUACUACUGGGAUAAGAAAGCAGAAACGUUCAAGGAAGCUGGCUUCAUGGGAACAACGGAGCUUGCUGGCGCUGGAGCGGUCAUUUCAACGGUUCAGGACUACGGUAGAUGGCUCAAGUGUUUGCUGCACGAGAACGAGCCAUUCUCCAAGGACGUCCACAAUGACAUCAAGAAACCACGAAUGCUCAUAACUACAGAGCCUACUCGAGGUGCCGACAUUGUUCACUACGGACUUGGCUGGGCACGUAAAGUGUAUCGUGGCCAUGUUGUCUACUCACACAGCGGAGGCAUGCAUGCCUAUGGCGCCCAGACGUAUUGGGUCCCGGAGGCCAAUUUUGGUGCAGUCGCAUUUGCCAACACGUCCUGGUCAAGCAAUGCAGUAGAGGACAUCAUCAUUUAUCGGCUAAUCGAAGACAAACUGGGCAUUGCCGAAAGCGAGAGGUUCGACUUUGACGGAGACUGGGCGGACAAAAUCGAGCAGUUGGCUGCAGAAAUGCCACUGGACGAAGCGCAAAAGACGAUUUUCCCAGACAAACCAGAGAGGCCUUUGCCCCCCACUUUCGAUAUUGGGGAACUCGUGGGAACAUACGCAGAUCCUGGUUACGGUCAGAUGACUCUGUCCGAGCAGCCUCACCCCAAUAAAACAGGUGAGACUAUUCUUGUGGCGGACCGCAGUAAUAUGACAUGGCAGUAUCACUUGAGACUGUAUCACGUUUCGGGAGACUACUGGCUUGUGCACCUCACUACGCCGCCCAACCCUACGUUCUUAAACGAAUAUCAACAGGGCGAGUUCAGAAGAGGCAUCGAUGGCAAGGUCUCAGCCUUGGAGAUCAACUGGAUGAGUCGCGUUGAGGGCACAAUCGAGGGCAAGUGCGUCUUCAGAAAGACUUCGUGA